UUCUCUGCAACUACUUCUCUUCCUUUGGAGUCUCACUCCCUCCAGAUGGGCUGUAUUGAUUCCACUUUGUCCACAGAAGAUCCUCAUCUCUGAAGUCUGAACAGAUCGGUAGAAACCCACAAUCUCUAUGGCCUCAAGCAGCUGCGCUUCUCUCUGUUCUUCUCCUCCAUUACCAAGAAGAACACCACCCAUUAAGCAAAACCCAUGCCUCAACUCUCCUCCAAAGCUAUACUUCUCCAGGAAUCCAAAUCAUUCAUUCUUGGACUCUCCAAUCUAUAUCUUCCAUUCCCGGCUGGUUACACCAUCCAAUUUAAUCUCUAAAGCAUCCAUCACUGCAUCAGAGUCGUCAAAAUCAGAGAACGAAGGUAAAGGAGGAGGAGAAGGAGAAGAAGAGGAAGAAAAAUACGAAGAGUAUGAGGUAGAAUUGGAUCAGCCAUAUGGGUUGAAGUUUGUGAAGGGCAGGGAUGGAGGAACCUACAUUGAAGCCAUUGCUCCGGGAGGCUCAGCCGAUAAAACUGGAAUGUUCACUGUUGGGGAUAAAGUACUUGCAACCAGUGCUGUGUUUGGACCAGAAAUAUGGCCUGCUGCUGAGUAUGGGAGGACCAUGUAUACCAUCCGUCAGAGAGUUGGCCCCUUACUCAUGCGAAUGCAAAAGAGAUACGGGAAAGUAGAAACUAGGGUUGAUCUUACUGAGAAAGAGAUUAUCAGAGCUGAGAGGAAUUCUGGUGUGAUCAGUAAUAGAGUGAGAGAUAUUCAAAUGCAAAAUUAUUUGAGAAAAAUUGAACAAAAAGAACGCAGAGAAAAGGAGCUUCGUGAGGGGCUAAUGCUUUACAAAGAUGGGAAAUAUGAAGAAGCACUGGAGAAGUUUGAAUCAGUAUUGGGAUCAAAACCAGAACCAAACGAAGCUUCAGUAGCAAGUUACAAUGUAGCUUGUUGUUAUUCCAAACUCAAUCAGAUACAAGCUGGACUCUCAGCACUUGAAGAUGCUCUAGAAGCUGGAUAUGAAAAUUUCAAGAGAAUUCGGACAGAUCCUGAUCUGGCCAACAUGAGGACAUCGGAAGAAUUUGAGCCUCUACUGAAAAGAUUUGAUGAGUCUUUUAUCAAUGAGAAUGCCAUCAAUGCUAUCAAAUCUAUUUUUGGCAUAUUCAACAAGAAUUAGGCCAUGAGUUCACAUCGCAAAGUCCCAAGGCCUGCCUCGGCCAUCAUUCAACUCGCAGAUAUGUCAAAGCAUAAAUGGGAUCAGUCAAGCCACUUCAUUUGUCAAACCAUGACUCUCUCUCUCUCUCUCUCUCUCUCGUUGAAUUAUUUCAUCUAUGGAUCAUUCUAAGAGGAAUGUUGCAGAGAAGAGGUCCAGAAACAUUAAUUUUUUC
Messenger RNA from Telopea speciosissima, 1370 nucleotides. RefSeq names its product protein MET1, chloroplastic. Lineage: Eukaryota; Viridiplantae; Streptophyta; Magnoliopsida; Proteales; Proteaceae. Gene Ontology annotation, molecular function: protein binding. The record is from RefSeq and is a predicted model, not a curated record. Bases 128 to 1159 code for a protein of 343 amino acids. The transcript has 7 exons.